Molecule: messenger RNA, 3319 nt
Organism: Carassius carassius (crucian carp)
Lineage: Eukaryota; Metazoa; Chordata; Actinopteri; Cypriniformes; Cyprinidae
Product: myocardin-related transcription factor B-like
Exons: 17
Coding region: 298-3081 (927 amino acids)
Biological process (GO): smooth muscle cell differentiation
Source: RefSeq, a predicted model, not a curated record
UAAGAACGGCCAUCUUUACCCUCUGUAACAACUGCUACUCCAGAAAAGAAAGAAAACAAAUGUCCUGUCGGGAUUUUGUUGUAUUCUUGGUGUCAUCAAUGGGAACACAUUCAAUUUUGAAGCCAAAAACACGAGGCAUCAUGACCUAGUAAUCUUCAUAAGAAGCACUGUGGCACAAAUCAUCCUUCUCCUUUGGCAGGUAAAUCAUCGGCAGACUGUAGUUCAAGAUUCCCACUAGUCGUCUCUACUGUUGUGGUAGUUUCCAGGGAGAGACCUUUGCCUCUCCCCCCAGGAGAUAUGGAGCCCCAGGAGAGUCUGGGAGUGGAGGGCGACUCGGGUGUGCUGGGGGUGCUGGUGCCGAGCCCAUGGAGUGAAGCGGUGACCCAUGACCUGGAGGAAUUGUCUCUGCAGCCCACUCAGAACCUUCCACCCAUUAAAGAGCGCAAGAAUGUGCUUCAGUUAAGACUCCAGCAGAGGCGCACACGCGAGCAGCUCGCAGACCAGGGCAUCAUGCCACCGCUGAAAACACCUGGAGCUUUUCACGGACAAGUCAGAAGUCUGGAGAGGGCAAGGACUGAGAAUUUCCUCAAGCAUAAAAUCCGCAGCAGACCUAACCGCGCUGAACUUGUCCGUAUGCACAUUUUACAAGAAACCCAUGCAGAGCCUUCUUUGCAAGCCACUCAGAUGAAACUAAAGAGGGCACGUCUAGCAGAUGACCUCAAUGAGAAGAUUUCACAGAGGCCUGGACCAAUGGAACUGGUGGAGAAGAACAUUCUGCCUGUGGACAUUGUUGGAGAACUGGAUGUUUAUAACUUCAAUGAAGACAGCAGUGAAGCUCUGUCUCCAGAGCAGCCAGCUAGUCACGAGUCUCAAGGCUCUGCUUGUUCUCCUGUAGAAGCCAGACUGCCUGAACCAUCCUCUGUUUCGUCUCCGACUGGCUCCAAACUACAGUUGUGUCCACCUACAACCCAGAGUUCAGACUUCCUGAACAGAACAUCAGCAGAAGAUGGUCGAGUAAUGACUGCCAUUCAGCUAGUCACUGCUGCUACUCCCACAAAGCCUGGUCCCACCCUUGUGAAGCAAAGCCAGCACAAACAGUCUAGUGACAAGAGCCGAAGCAAGAAGAGUAGAGAACCCAAACCGCGAAUUAAGAAGCUCAAGUAUCACCAGUACAUCCCGCCCGACCAGAAGCAGGAACCAAAUGAAGCCCCGAUGGACUCAGCUUAUGCCCGGUUGCUUCAACAACAGCAGCAGUUCCUGCAGCUCCAGAUCCUCAGCCAACAGCAACAGCAUUACAAUUACCAGACCAUAUUACCAGCACCACUCAAGCCAGUAGCUGAGAGUCAGAACAGCUGCCCCAACAUCACCCUUAGCACCAGCCCUAGUCUUCCGGCUCCCAUUGUGGUAUCUCUGCUCAAUACGGCUCCUUCGCAUCCCAACCACACUGUGACAGGUCGUAAAACCGGGUGUCUGCCUACCAACCUAGAUGAGAUGAAGGUGGCUGAGCUUAAGAUGGAGUUGAAAUGGCGUGGACUUCCUGUGUCAGGCACAAAGACAGAUCUCAUAGAAAGGCUUAAGGCCCACCAGGAGAGCUCUCAAUCUGCUACAACCAUGGAUACAAACAUCUCCAAAGCUCCUCUACAGCCUGAAAGCAUGGGCACAACUCCUCCCAUUUCUCCUGAGCAGUCAGAAGCCUCCAAUAUCAGUAUGGAGGACUGCAGAAAUGGUCCCACCAAAGCUCUAUGCAUGUUGUCUCCAGCCCGUCCACCAGCAGGCACUUCACCCCUCAAACCCACACCUGAAGACAUGACCAUGGACAUCAAGGUGUCCGAAAAAGACCAGCGUCUUCACGAAAAGGAGCGUCAGAUUGAGGAACUCAUGCGUAAGCUGGAGCAGGAGCAGCGGCUGGUGGAGGAGCUGAAGAUGCAGCUGGAGGUGGAGAAAAGGAGUCAGCAGGGCGGAGGGCAGCAGCCUGAACCCAAUCGAUCAGUCCAGGUCAAAGAGGAGAUCGGCACCACCCAGAGCUGCAACUCCAAGCAGAGUCCCCUGCCACAAACUACAGGUGUGAAACAGGAAGAGCCACAUGCCCAGCUUCACCACACUCCAGUCCAGCAGUUCUAUAUCAACACCCAGCAAGUCCCUCAAGUACUGCAUCAGAAGACACUGAUCAACACUCAGCCAGCCACACAAAUCCUGCUGCCUAUCAGCCUGUCCAACAACCCCAUCAGCACACAGGCGCAGACCAUUCUCCAACCAACAUUGCCCAGCAUCAUACAAACACCACUUCUGCAAACACAGAUGUUCAACAACACAAUAUUACAACAGCAUUCAAGUCAGACACCAUCUCCACCUCAAGAUUCACCCAUUUGUGGAAGCUACAGGCAGAACCAGAACCAGAACCAGAACCAGCCCAUGGCAGACAUUCCCCAGUCCUUUCUCAACAACUCACCCAGACACACAAAUGGACCCAUUAACAAACCUCCCUCGCCCUGUCAGCUCAACUAUAUCUUUCAACCAUCAACGUUCCCCAAUCACCAUAGCCCAAGGAGCAAAGACCCACCCCGUUACGAGGAGGCCGUCAAACAGACCAGAGGUCUACAAGCAACAAUGCAGGUUCCCACUGCUACCAGUCAGCACAUGGACGAUUUGUUUGAUAUUUUGAUCGAGAGUGGAGAAAUUUCCCCUCUGUCUAGGCAGGAUGCCUCUCUGGACAAACUUCUUCCGGUGACAGCAAACAUCACCACCCUGCCCAUCAACACAGUGCUGUCUCGUCCUCCCCCUCAGAUACAUGUUGCCCGCAGACCCAACCAAACCCAAGCACCUCCCUCCAACCUGGAGGCUCUGGCCUCCGAUAACCAAUUGCUAAACCAGCUGCUGGAGCGACCCCACUCCCCAAUGGACACUUCAGAUCUGACCUUCACCGACACGCUGCCUUCCACCCUUACUCUACAAGAUGCAGGCCUCGACAACAUGGAAUGGCUGGACCUUACGCUUCCAGGACGUGCUGGUCUCUGCUCACCGACUGCAGUCUUUUCAUCUGAUUUCUUGGACUCCACUGAUUUACAGUUACACUGGGACUGAGCUCACAAAUGGAUGGAGAUUGGAGACAUUCUGAAAAGAUCUGCGGUGUGCAGACAGGCACUUAAGAAAGAGCUCGGUGUUUCAGACUUCAUGGGUUCUUCUGAGGAUCUGUGUACAAACCACUCAUCAAAUGAUGUAGCAUCAUCUUUUCUCAAUUGUGCCUAUACAUGCAGGUUUAUGUGCUGUUACUGUCACCAACACCUCUUUCAAGGCAGAAGAAGAAUGUAGAGACACCUUU